Molecule: messenger RNA, 1452 nt
Organism: Fomitopsis serialis
Lineage: Eukaryota; Fungi; Basidiomycota; Agaricomycetes; Polyporales; Fomitopsidaceae
Product: U4/U6 snRNP-specific spliceosomal protein
Exons: 10
Coding region: 1-1452 (483 amino acids)
Biological process (GO): mRNA splicing, via spliceosome
Cellular component (GO): U4/U6 x U5 tri-snRNP complex
Molecular function (GO): protein binding; U6 snRNA binding; U4 snRNA binding
Source: RefSeq, a predicted model, not a curated record
AUGGCCGACCUCACUCUCGAUACGCUCAUCGACGAUGGCAACUACCUCGGCUCAGAACGCGCGAGGCUUGAGAACAAGAUUUUGCUUGAUGAGCUCGAACGCAAGAAGAAGGCGCGCAGCCUCGCCGUGCCUACCGACGAUGCUAAAGUGAAAGCAAGACUGCGUGAGAUUGGAGAGCCCAUCACGCUCUUCGGUGAACGUGCUGCCGACCGACGAGACCGUCUCAUCUACGUCCUGUCACAAAUCAAUGCCGCAAGAGGAGAAGAUGCUAUGCAGGUCGACGAAGAGGAGAGUUCCGAGGAGAGUGAGGAAGAAGUGGAGGAAUUCUACACGCCAGGCUCUCUGGAGCUUCUCGAGGCGCGUAGGCGAAUAGCGGAGUACUCUCUGCCCAGAGCUCAAAAAAGAGUGGCGCAGCAGCGGUUAGACAGCAAGAUCCCCUUGGGGCGUAUCAUUGACAUCCGCAAGAAGAUAUUUGCGGAAGUUCGGCGAUUUGCGGAGCUGGGUUCCCAGAUUGGUGAUGAUCGGCCCAUCUCACAAGUAAGAUUCUCCCCCAAUAGCCAGAUCCUGGCAACGGGUAGCUGGUCCGGCAAUGUCAAGCUGUGGAAUAUCCCAAACUGUACACCAAUACGAACACUGCGAGGCCACACCGACAGAGUCGGAGGAGUUGCUUGGCACCCACAGGCUACGCUGGCUCAAAGCGAAGAUGCCGUCAAUCUGGUCAGUGGUGCCGGCGAUAUGAGUGUGAAUCUCUGGUCUUUUAACAGUGAGACACCGCUGUCAGUCAUGAAAGGACACGCGGACCGUAUAUGUAGGGUAGCUUUCCAUCCGAGUGGUGACUACGUUGCCAGUGCCAGUUUCGAUACGUCGUGGAGGUUGUGGGAUGUCGCGACGUCCAAAGAGCUCCUUCUGCAAGAAGGUCACUCAAAGGAGGUCUACUCAGUGGAGUUCCAAGAGGACGGUGCUCUUGUUGCGUCAGGAGGACUGGACGCCAUCGGCCGAGUAUGGGACCUACGAACAGGUCGAACGGCAAUGGUAUUGGACGGGCACGUCCAGGGGAUCUUUUCUAUUGCUUUCUCUCCCAAUGGUUAUCAAAUCGCCACUGGUUCCGGCGAUGAUACUAUUCGAAUAUGGGACAUGCGGUCAUUGAAGGCGCUAUACACCAUCCCAGGUCACCUCUCUAAUGUCGCAGACACACUGGACACGGAUGACAAAACAGGCGCUCAGGAGGCAGAAGAACGCAAAUACCGUUCCGGCCUGUACAUGGCCAGCGCGGGCUACGAUGGCCUGGUCAAGAUCUGGAGUGCGGAUGACUGGCAGCUGUUGCGAACGCUCCCCACGGAUGGUGGCAAGGUGAUGUCGGUGGACUUGUCGAAUGACGGGAAGUAUCUUGCGUCAGGGACAUACACCCGCAACUUCCAGAUGUUCGCUCCAGAUGAGAGUGUUGCUGUGUAG